This is a messenger RNA of Cyclocybe aegerita, 1635 nucleotides long. Lineage: Eukaryota; Fungi; Basidiomycota; Agaricomycetes; Agaricales; Hemipholiotaceae. The record is from the annotation of a GenBank genome assembly.
AUGACUCACCACGAAGAAACGCAUACGUCAACGAGCCAUUCACCCAACUCGUCUGUCACCCAUGUGCAGGUGAACGAAAAGCAGCCUGAUGGCUCGGCCGACCUCCCGGCGCUCGAACGGAUGGUGUCCAACGGACAUGGCGAAUCGGCGCUACCAGCGGAUAAGAUCGAGGAGGCUCUAGAGAACCUGGAGGAGGACUGGGAGGACGAUCCCGAGAAUGCGAGGAAUUGGUCGCACGGAAGGAAGUGGGCAGCUGUGUCAAUUGUCUCGGCAUACUGCUUCGUGUCACCACUAGCCAGCUCUAUGAUGGCCCCUGGUCUAGGAGAGGUAGCCCAGAGAUAUGGAAUUACAAAUCCGACCGUCAUCGCGAUGACCCUUUCUAUUUUCCUCCUCUCUUUUGCCAUUGGUCCCCUUCUUAUUGCGCCUCUGUCUGAAAUGUAUGGCAGGACAUGGGUCUUGCACAUUUGCAACCUCUUCACCAUGGCUUUCUGCUUCGGAUGUGCGUUCGCCCCGGACACGGGGUCGCUCAUCGCUUUCCGUUUCCUCAGCGGCUUCACUGGUAGUGCACCAGUAGCCUGUGGUGGAGGAUCGAUGGGAGAUCUCUUCGCGGAGCGCGAUCGCGCAAUGGCCAUGGCCUUGUUCAGUCUCGGACCCCUCAUUGGCCCGGUUGUAGGUCCCGUAGCAGGUGGUUUCAUCGCUCAAUCGGUCGGGGUCAAAUGGGUGUUCAUCGUUAUUGGCAUUAUGUGCGGCCUCAGCAGCGCAAUCGGCAUCCCGGUCCUCAAAGAGACAUACGCCCCGGUCAUCCGCCUGCGUCGCGCACAGAAGUCCGGCGACCUCGAGACAGCCGCGAAAGCCCACCCCCACCUACUCGCGGAGCACAGCAGCAAGCUGCACGUCCUUUGGAUCAACCUUGCCCGCCCGAUCACGAUCCUCUGCACUAGCUUUAUCUGCUUCGUCCUCAGCCUCUAUAUGUCAUUCAUGUACGGCAUUUUCUACCUCAUGUUCGCUACUUUUGCUGCUCUGUUUCGCAACACGUACGGCUUCAAGUCAGGUAUCGGAGGCCUCGCCUACCUGGGUCUUGGAAUCGGUUUCCUCGCAGCUACGGCUUUCGGUGCCAAGGUGGCCGAUGCGCUCUAUAAACGCCUUGCUGCGAAGAAUGGCGGCGUCGCUACCCCCGAGAUGCGCAUCCCUGCUCUCUUCUUCGGCGCUUUCUUCGUCCCCAUAGGCCUCUUUUGGUACGGAUGGUUAGCCCAAGCUAAGCUACACUGGAUCAUGCCCAUCAUUGGCUCUGGUAUCUUCGGUUUCGGAAUGAUGACUACGUUCCUACCGAUUAAUUUGUACCUCGUCGACUCAUUUACCUACGCUGCCAGCGCUACAGCUGCUUCCGCGCUUUUCCGAUCCCUCCUGGGUUUUGCCUUCCCUCUUUUCGGUUCGCAGAUGUUCGACGCUCUCGGUAUGGGAGGUGGCAAUUCGCUCCUCGCCGGUCUGUCUAUUGUACUCGGCAUUCCUUUCCCUAUCUACAUCUACUUCAAGGGAGCGGAACUGCGCGCGAAGAGUAUUCAUACUCGCGAGUCGACGGUCCCGAAGCUCUUGAAUGGCAACGCAUUCCCACCCGUAGCCACCCCUCGGUCAUGA